GAUCGGUUCCUUUAUCACAUGCGUCUGUCUGAUGAUGUAUUACAUGAUGUGAUGACUCGCUUCCAAGCAGAGAUGGUGAGGGGUCUUGAAAGAGAUGCUCACCCAACAGCUGCUGUAAAAAUGCUGCCAACUUUUGUACGGUCAAUUCCUGAUGGGUCAGAAAAGGGGGAAUUUCUUGCUCUAGAUCUUGGGGGCUCCAGGUUUCGAGUCUUGAAAGUGAAUGUGUCUGAAGAUGGGAAGCAGACAGUUCAAAUGGAGAGCCAGUUCUACCCAACUCCCAAAGAGAUCACACAUGGGAAUGGAACAGAACUAUUUGAGUAUGUCGUUGACUGUCUGGCGGAUUUCAUGGAGACUAAAAACAUAAAACAUAAGAAAUUCCCUCUUGGCUUUACAUUUUCUUUUCCUUGCAUACAGACUAAAUUAGAAGAGGGUGUGCUGCAUUCCUGGACAAAAAACUUUAAGGUACGAGGAGUGCAGGAGACAGAUGUGGUCACCUCUCUGCGCCAUGCCCUGAAGAAGCAUAAGGAUGUUGAUGUAGAUGUUUUGGCACUGGUAAAUGAUACAGUGGGAACAAUGAUGACCUGUGGAUAUGAUGAUCAGCGUUGUGAAGUUGGUGUCAUAAUAGGCACUGGCACAAAUGCUUGCUACAUGGAAGAAAUGAGGCACAUUGAUCUGGUGGAAGGUGAUGAGGGGAGGAUGUGUAUUAACACUGAGUGGGGAGCCUUUGGAGAUGAUGGGUCACUGGAGGAUCUCAGGACUGAGUUUGACAGGGAGAUUGACUUGGGAUCUGACAAUCCUGGAAAACAAUUGUUUGAGAAGAUGAUUAGUGGACUGUAUUUAGGAGAACUUGUAAGACUCGUUCUUCUAAAAAUGGCAAAGAAAGGCCUGCUCUUCAAUGGCAAGAUAUCAACCGCUCUGCGUACUAAGGGCAAAGUUGAGACAAAACAUGUAGCUGCUAUGGAAAAACAUAAGGAAGGUCUCAAAAACACUAAAGAGAUACUGAUGGAACUUGGCCUGACUCCUUCUGAAGAAGAUUGCAUUGCUGUACAGCAUGUCUGCACCAUUGUUUCAUUUCGCUCAGCCAACCUCUGUGCUGCGGCCUUAGCAGCAAUACUGACCCGUCUUAGAGAAAAUAAAAAACUAACACGACUGAGAACUACUGUUGGGAUGGAUGGAACUCUGUAUAAAACACACCCUCAAUAUCCUAAACGCUUGCAUAAGGUUGUGAGAAGGCUGGUCCCAAACUGUGAUGUCCGAUUUCUUCUCUCUGAAAGCGGCAGUGGGAAGGGAGCAGCAAUGGUAACUGCAGUUGCAUGCAGAUUGGUGUCCCAGCGCAAACAGAUUGAUGAAGUUCUAGCAUCAUUUCACCUUUCUGAGGAGAAUCUUAUAGAAGUGAAAAAUAAAAUGAAGGAUGAACUGGAAUAUGGACUGAAGAAAGAAACACAUGCGAUUGCCACCGUGAAAAUGUUGCCAACUUAUGUUUGUGGAACACCAGAUGGAACAGAAAAAGGAAAAUUCCUUGCACUUGAUCUUGGGGGAACAAACUUCAGAGUUCUGCUUGUAAAAAUUAGAAGUGGGAGAAGAAAAUCUGUGAGAAUGUACAAUAAAAUCUUUGCCAUUCCUUUGGAAAUUAUGCAAGGAACAGGAGAAGAGCUCUUUGAUCACAUAGUCCAGUGCAUAGCAGAUUUUUUGGAAUACAUGGGAAUUAAAGGUGCACGUCUCCCUUUGGGCUUCACGUUCUCUUUCCCCUGCAGGCAAGCUAGCAUUGACAAGGGAACACUUGUGGAGUGGACAAAAGGUUUCAAGGCAACAGAGUGUGAAGGAGAAGAUGUUGUUGAUAUGUUAAGAGAGGCCAUUAAACGCAGAAAUGAGUUUGACUUGGAUAUUGUAGCCGUGGUAAAUGACACUGUUGGGACAAUGAUGACAUGUGGCUAUGAAGAUCCAAAUUGUGAAAUUGGCCUUAUUGCAGGAACAGGUAGCAACGUGUGCUACAUGGAAGAGAUGAAGAAUAUUGAAACUGUGGAAGGGACUGAAGGGAAAAUGUGCAUUAACACAGAAUGGGGAGGAUUUGGUGACAAUGGAUGCAUUGAUAGUAUCAGAACAAAAUAUGAUAAAGAAGUGGAUGAAGGUUCAUUGAAUCCUGGGAAACAGAGGUAUGAAAAAAUGACCAGUGGAAUGUAUUUGGGUGAAAUAGUGAGGCAAAUUUUGAUCGACUUAACCAAACACGGACUUCUGUUCAGAGGCCAAAUUUCAGAAUCGCUCAGGACAAGAGGCAUCUUUGAAACAAAAUUCCUGUCUCAGAUUGAAAGUGACCGGCUGGCCCUUCUUCAGGCGAGAAGAAUUCUGCAGCAGCUUGGACUGGACAGCACUUGUGAUGACAGUAUUAUUGUAAAGGAGGUGUGUGGUGCUGUUUCAAAGAGAGCAGCCCAGCUAUGUGGAGCAGGACUGGCUGCUAUCGUAGAGAAGAAGAGAGAAAACAGAAAUCUCGAGCACUUGAAAAUCACUGUUGGAGUAGAUGGGACUUUAUACAAACUACACCCACAUUUUUCUAGGAUUUUGCAGGAAACAGUGAAAGAAUUGGCACCUCACUGUGAUGUAACCUUCAUGCUGUCUGAAGAUGGAAGUGGAAAGGGAGCUGCUCUAAUUACUGCUGUGGCGAAAAGACUGCAUAAUGCUGGGGAAAAUUAAAAACAAAGACACACACUUAAGUACACAUGCAUUAGAGAUUUGCUCGAUGACCACACAAAAUAACUUGGGUGGAGACCAAUAAGAAAUACCCACUAUUAGCUGGCACCCAGACUAAGCCUACUGCCAAUAAAGAAAAAGUAAAAUCUUUGACCCACUGUAACUCGGGUGCAGGUUGCUGUGGCCAGUUGCUAGUUAACACUAUAUUCUGGGAUACUACAAUAGACUCAUUGCUACAAUAUGACCUAACGCCAUACCUAGUGUCAUACAGCAGGUCUCACAAUUUUUUUUCCAAAAAUCAGUUUUUGAAGUGCUCAGUAGAUCUCCUGUUCCACUUAAUGUUAUUCUGUGAAUUUGUCGCCCAGUUUUUCAGGGUCUUAGGGUUUUAUUAGCCAUAGCUAAAUCUGAUUCAGUGGGUAUUGAGUUCCUGAUACAGUAUAGCUACGUCUAGACUGGCCACAAAUUCCAGAAAAGG
Molecule: messenger RNA, 3160 nt
Organism: Pelodiscus sinensis (Chinese soft-shelled turtle)
Lineage: Eukaryota; Metazoa; Chordata; Testudines; Trionychidae
Source: RefSeq, a predicted model, not a curated record